This is a messenger RNA of Daldinia loculata, 489 nucleotides long. RefSeq lists its product as uncharacterized. The record is from RefSeq and is a predicted model, not a curated record. Lineage: Eukaryota; Fungi; Ascomycota; Sordariomycetes; Xylariales; Hypoxylaceae. The transcript has 3 exons. The coding region runs from base 1 to 489 and encodes 162 amino acids.
AUGAAGGUCAUCUCUGCUGUCGCCUUUGCCUCGCCUAUCAUGGCCGCUGCUCUCGGUCGAGCUGUGACCCCCAUCGCCGAUCAGGCAAAGAGCACUUUCGCUGAGCUCGAUGACAUCCAGGUCCUCUGCGGUGUUCCCAAGCCCGACAACGAGCUCCCCGCUACGUCCUACAGCUACCCCAUCGGCCUGCUUCUCAGCAGCGGAGACAAGCGUCUUCACAUCGAUGCCGGCCCAGGCAACUGCAAGCAGGCGGCCUGCGGCAGCAAGAGCGGUGCCGGUGUCAUCGUCUGCAACGACGAGAAGAAUGGCGUCGAUCUGUUGUACUCGGACAUUGGAUUCUUUGCCCAGCAGGUCUACAACACGUGCAAGCAUCGCCGCGAUGACAUCGACUACGUCGAGAAGGGCCAGGCCUUCUGCCCUGACGGCUGGAACGUGAUCCUGACCGAUGUUGGCACCGACUGCCACGCCUCGACUAUCCCAUCCAACUAA